UUGUGGUGGCCGUUGUGCGCGCGCAGCCGGUCGUCGCAGGUCUCUUCCCCGCCUCCCGUUCCCGAAACUUCGGCGCCAUCAUGGGCUUUGGGGAUCUGAAAUCUGCCUCGGGGCUCCAGCUUCUCAACGCCUUCCUAGCGAGCAGGAGCUACAUCGAGGGGUAUGUCCCAUCCCAAGCAGAUAUUGCAGUUUUUGAAGCAGUUGGUGCGCCCCCUCCUCCUGAGCUGUUCCAUGCCCUCCGCUGGUACAACCACAUUAAGUCUUUCGACAAACAAAAGGCAAGUCUGCCUGGAGUGAAGAAGGCAUUGGGAAAAUAUGGCCCUUCAGAUGUUGAGGACUCCACAGGCACAGGCGGAGACAGCAAAGAUGACGACGACAUUGAUCUCUUUGGUUCUGAUGAAGAGGAGGAAAGUGAAGAAGCAAAAAGACUAAGGGAGGAGCGGCUUGCUCAGUAUGAAUCAAAGAAAUCCAAAAAGCCAGCACUCAUUGCCAAGUCAUCCCUCUUGUUGGAUGUGAAGCCUUGGGAUGACGAGACGGACAUGGGCAAAUUAGAAGAGUGCGUCAGAAGUAUUCAGGCGGAUGGCCUUGUUUGGGGAUCUUCCAAGCUGGUUCCAGUUGGUUAUGGAAUCAAGAAACUUCAGAUUCAGUGUGUAGUUGAAGACGAUAAAGUUGGAACCGAUAUGCUGGAAGAGAGGAUCACUGCGUUUGAGGAUUACGUUCAGUCCAUGGAUGUGGCUGCUUUCAACAAAAUCUAAACCCCAAUAGCACCAGGAAUAAAACAUUUGCAACACUCAA
This is a messenger RNA of Lacerta agilis (Sand lizard), 795 nucleotides long. RefSeq names its product eukaryotic translation elongation factor 1 beta 2 (gene EEF1B2). The record is from RefSeq and is a predicted model, not a curated record. Lineage: Eukaryota; Metazoa; Chordata; Lepidosauria; Squamata; Lacertidae. Gene Ontology annotation, cellular component: cytosol; eukaryotic translation elongation factor 1 complex. Gene Ontology annotation, molecular function: guanyl-nucleotide exchange factor activity; translation elongation factor activity. The transcript has 6 exons. Bases 81 to 755 code for a protein of 224 amino acids. Gene Ontology annotation, biological process: translational elongation.